CCUGCUACAUAAUAAAACUUUAAUACAAUGAAAUAAGGUUAGCUUUCUUGUAAGUUUAUUUAUACUGAUCACGAACUAUCUAAUGAUAAGAUGAGUUGCAGUUGUAGCUUGCAAUUAUGAAUUUAGAUCUCUCGUGCAAAUGAGCGAGUACGUUCACCGCCGUUCUUCAGAGGACAUAAAAGAAAAAUGUGUAAGGUAGCACUUUUAAAUUUCGUAUGGAUAGUUUUUUUUCUGAAUUGAGCGCUAGUUGAUAUGAACUAUUUAGUUUAGCGAUAAAUUUAUAAAACAAUCGAAGCGCGAUAUCAACGAGUCAGCAAGAAGCAAUAGCGCUGGAAACAAAAGUUGAAAAAGUAGAGAAGUAUUUUUUUAAAUAGAGAGAAAUGGCUGAUACAAGCAAUGAGACUUUUCAUCCGCAGAGUAUUAAAUUACCAGCUGCGAUAGAAAUUUUCGCAAAUUUGAAAAAUGCUCGAAAAUUUGCAAUUGACAUUGGCUUAUCGUUGACGAAAAUUGCCUAUUAUUCCACAGUAAGAUAUCGUAAGGCACUUUAUCACGAUGCAGAAGAAACAACAAUGACAGUGGAUAAUUGUAGCGAAAGCGCUUAUCAAACUUUUGAAGGCAAUAGACUUCAUUUUGUUAAAUUUGAAACAUGUCAUAUAGAAAGUUGCCUUGACUUUGUUAAAGCGAAUUUAGUUAAUGUUGAAAGGUUUCAGGGAACAAGUAUUCAAGUUACAGGUGGUGGAGCUCACAAAUACACUAAAUUGCUUCAGGAUAAAUUAGGAACUCAAGUCGAUAAGAAAGAUGAAAUUUGCUGUCUUAUAAAAGGUUGCAAUUUUUUAUUGAAAAAUAUAUCUGGUGAAGCUUUUGAAUUUUCGAGACAUGCUAAUCCUGAAUAUAAAUUUCAAAAGGCUGGACCCAAUAUAUUUCCCUAUUUGUUAGUCAACAUUGGCAGUGGAGUCAGCAUACUUAAAGUUGAAUCUGAACAAGAAUUCGAAAGAGUCGGUGGCACCGCUACAGGUGGUGGCACAUUUUGGGGUUUAGGCUCACUGCUCACUUAUGCUAAGGAUUUCGAUGAAUUAUUACAACUCGCUGAAACCGGAGAUCAUCGUAAUGUAGAUAUGUUAGUUAAGGAUAUAUAUGGCGGGGACUAUUCGUCGCAAGGUCUAGCUGGUGACUUGAUCGCUUCAUCUUUUGGGAAAGCUAUGGGUUAUAAAGAAGGCAAACAAGGUGUGAAAAACUUUUCUGAAGCAGACAUAGCGAGAAGUCUUCUAUUUUUAAUCAGUAAUGAUAUUGGACAAAUAGCUAGUCUGUACGCAUCUAAACAUAACAUGAAUAAAAUAUACUUUGGGGGGUACUUCCUACGCAACCAUCCCUUAUCAAUGCACACUAUCUCAUAUGCAAUAAAAUAUUGGACAAGAGAUCAAGUGAAGCCACUUUUUCUAAGACACGAAGGUUAUUUGGGCGCGAUUGGUGCAUUUUUGUACGGAGCUCAACCUGAAUCUGAUAAAUGUAGUUGGUUAGAGAACUAUGCUGGAUCAUCGGGUUUUAAAAGUGAAACAACAUCUGAUCAAUUGGGUAUUCCAAUUGAUCAGCUAGAAAUUGAUCAAGCAGAAAAUGUUGUAGGAUUUUGUCCAUUAUUAGUCGAUCCAGCUACUUAUAAUCCUGAUACAACCGAUCUUGCUCAAGAUAAGGAAGCCAGGGACUACUGGCUUGGGUGUUUUGAAGAGUCAAUGGAUAAAGUUAUUAUGAGAGCAAUUGAAAGUCAACCGGAAAGUCCAACUGCAAAAGAUAGGGCAAAGAAAUUAAAAGAAAAAUACAUUAAUCGAUUGCAUUAUCUUCAUAAGCAACCAUUUGCUUAUGGUACAUUAACGGUCCGAACACUUUUGGAUACUAUCGAGCACUGUAUGAAGGAGUUUGAUUUUCCAGAUCCAUAUUUCCAUCAAAAAAGGCAGGAAAAUGAGCGGGCACUAAAAUGCUUGGAAAGUAGACUUGACUUAAUUGACAGUUUAGAAGGUUCCACAAAAUUGGAAGAACUUAUUAGAGGAGUAUUAAUUGGGAAUAUCUUUGACUGGGGAGCACAAGAAAUCGCGACAUUAUUGGAACAAAAUAACUUUUCCUUUGAAGAUGCACAAAAAAAAAUACCAGAAAGACCUUGGCUAAAAGAUAACUUAGACAAUUGGAUUAAGAGACUACACGAGGCGCCACCACAUAAGUGCGCUGCGGUAUUCGUUGAUAAUAGCGGCGUCGACAUUAUUCUCGGUAUACUGCCCUUCGUCAGGGACUUACUGCAAAGAGGCACUAAAGUCAUCUUAUGCGCCAACUCUAUGCCAGCCCUAAACGACGUCACAUACCCCGAGCUUGUGGUCAUUUUAAGAGAUGCAGCUAUGAUUUGCGACGUUAUAAAAUACGCCCUCAACGAAGACCGAUUGAUGGCAAUGGAAACUGCACAAGCUGGACCAUGUUUAGAUUUGAGCCGACUGAACUUGGAUCUUUGUCUGGCUAUGAUUAAACAAAAUGUCGAUCUCAUAGUCAUCGAAGGUAUGGGCCGAGCGUUGCAUACGAAUCUUUACGCCAAAAUGAAAUGCGAAUCGCUAAAGCUGGCUGUGGUGAAAAAUCGUUGGUUUGCUAAGCGAUUGGGAGGAGAUAUGUAUGCUGUGAUAUGUAAAUACAAGAGAGAAGUUGAUUUGAUUCCUCCGACACAGAAGCAAAAUGUAAAAAAAAAUAACGCUAGCAACGUGUAAGCGACUACCGUUGAGAUAGUACAAGUGAUUUCGGAAAUGAUUUUAUUUUCAUUUUAAUUACAAACAAGAUGCAUAAUUUAAAGCUCAAAGUUAGUAAGAAAGUUAAUCGCUCUGUGAGAAAUGCUCGAUUACAAUAAAACUGUAAUGUACUAUAGAAUUGUGAAAUUGUUUACGUCUUGUUUGCGUUCGGCUGCAACUAUUUUAAAAUUAAUUUAAAAUUUCGUAUACUUUAAUGGAUAAUCGAUUUGAACUUUAAUUUUCAUCCGCAAUAUCUAUAUACUUUGUUUUCGUUACUGUUGUCACUGUUAAUAUUAUUGUUAUAGUAAAUAAUCCAGCA
Molecule: messenger RNA, 3075 nt
Organism: Ceratosolen solmsi marchali
Lineage: Eukaryota; Metazoa; Arthropoda; Insecta; Hymenoptera; Agaonidae
Product: pantothenate kinase 4
Exons: 12
Coding region: 381-2738 (785 amino acids)
Biological process (GO): coenzyme A biosynthetic process
Cellular component (GO): cytosol; nucleus
Molecular function (GO): ATP binding; pantothenate kinase activity
Source: RefSeq, a predicted model, not a curated record